This is a messenger RNA of Achroia grisella, 657 nucleotides long. RefSeq lists its product as uncharacterized. The coding region runs from base 1 to 657 and encodes 218 amino acids. The transcript has a single exon. Lineage: Eukaryota; Metazoa; Arthropoda; Insecta; Lepidoptera; Pyralidae. The record is from RefSeq and is a predicted model, not a curated record.
AUGGUUCGUACUAUAAAAGAAAUUUUGAGGAGAGUUUUAGGCAAAGCUGCUCUGUUAGAAAAAGAAUUGUUUACUGUACUUUGCGAAACAGAAGCUGUCAUUAAUUCACGUCCUCUGACUUAUAUAGUAGAUAGUACUGAAAAUUUUAAUGCUCUCACUCCAGCUAUGUUUCUUAAGGUAGGCAAUACUUCUACGUUUGAUUUAAACCAAGUUAAAUCACCUAACCUUACUACUCGUUAUAGUUAUAUCGAAAAAAUUAAUACAGAUCUACAACAAAGAUUUCGGUCAGAAUAUUUAUCUUUACUAGUACAAAAGAACACUAAAAACGAGAACAAUCUUCAACCUGGGGAUAUCGUGCUUAUAGGUUCAGAUGAUUUGAAGCGCGUUAACUGGCCUUUAGGUCUCAUUUUAGAGAUAUGUUUAGGUGUUGAUAAUGUCGGUAGGGUAGCACGUGUUAAAACAGCAAAGGGUGAACGUGUUCGUGCACUGCAACGUUUAUUUCCUUUAGAGUUAUCGAUGUUAGAGAGUAUUCAGUUUCCACAGUCAUCAGGGUCAAAUGAUAAAGUCGCAGAUCCCGCUCUUGAGCCCGACAAUCUUUUAACAAAGACAACACGUUCUGGUCGUCCUGUGAAACUGCCUCGACGUCUAAACCUGUGA